Lactuca virosa is the source of this 1363-nucleotide messenger RNA. NCBI's taxonomy places the organism in Eukaryota, Viridiplantae, Streptophyta, Magnoliopsida, Asterales, Asteraceae. The record is from the annotation of a GenBank genome assembly.
UCAGAUUCUGUUUUGAUUUGCCUCUCUCUCUCUCUCAUCAAUGGAGCUUCAGCGUAUCCUCUCUUACAUCUUCUUCCUACUUUUCCUAUUCACAAUCUCUGGAGAAUCAGUAUGGGGGAAUGGAGAAAAUCAAGGAAUGAAGACAGUGAAUUGUCAAAAGAGCAGCGGAUUUCGGCCGACGAAGCUUUUUGUGUUCGGAGAUUCGUAUGCUGACACCGGAAACAACCCGAAAUCGCUGGCUAGUUCAUGGAAAACCCCUUACGGUCUCACUUUCCCUGGAAAACCCGCCGGAAGAUACUCCGACGGCCGUGUACUCACCGAUUACCUCGCUAGGUUCAUGGGACUCAAAUCUCCAUUACCAUACCAAUGGAGAAAAUACGCGCCAAACAAACUCCGGAGUGGAGUCAAUUUUGCCUACGGUGGAACCGGAGUGUUUGACACUGGCAAUUUUCAGCCAAACAUGAGCACACAGAUUGGAUUCCUUGAAGGACUAAUUGAAGAUUCAGUUUACGCAAAAUGGGAUUUGAAAUCUGCGUUGGCUCUUGUCACCGUUUCCGGCAACGACUACGCUGCUUACACCUCUUCCGGUGGUUCUGACCAGGGUUUGCCUACAUUUAUCACCCGUGUUGUCAAUCAAAUAUCAAUAAACUUGAAACGAAUUCACGAUAUUGGUAUACGACGAGUGGUGGUUGGUGGCUUACAACCUCUAGGCUGCCUUCCACAAAUCACAGUCUCAUCAUCAUACAAUCAAUGCAACGACACACAAAAUUUAGCAGUCAAUUUCCACAACCAAUUGUUGCAACAAGUCGUAGCAACACUCAACAACAACACCAAUAGUUCGGCUUUUCUCAUCCUUGAUCUUUUUAGCUCCUUCAACACAGUCCUAAAAAACAAAGGAGAAUUCACAGGGAGCUUGAGGUUUGAUACUCCAUUGAAGCCAUGUUGUGUAGCCACAACAAGCGAUUCCAACUGUGGAAGUUUAGAUGAAAAUGGAAAACAACUUUAUACUGUUUGUAGUAAACCUGAGGGCACGUUCUUCUGGGACACGGUGCAUCCAACACAGGCCGGAUGGCGUGAGAGGAAAUGGCGAAGUCGAUUUAGCACUCGAUCUAUCGUCCAACGACCACCGAAUUCGUCAUCCUCUUUCUCCGGUCGUCCUUCUUGUUUUGAGCUUGCAAACCCUCGUUUCAGAUCUGGAACAACAUCUUCUUCGUCCAUGGCUCGUUCUUCCCCCAUAGUUGAUGUUCCCAAAAAACAAAAACGAACCAGUAAACUCAAAUCCGGAGCUCCGGAUGGGGGUGAUGACGUAGAGCCUUGCAGAGGAAAUGGAGGUGAGAUAGCCGGCGACCACGAAUUCCAGUAG